Rhizoctonia solani is the source of this 2073-nucleotide messenger RNA. Its product is annotated as Retrotransposable element Tf2 protein. Bases 1 to 2073 code for a protein of 690 amino acids. Lineage: Eukaryota; Fungi; Basidiomycota; Agaricomycetes; Cantharellales; Ceratobasidiaceae. The record is from RefSeq and is a predicted model, not a curated record. Gene Ontology annotation, biological process: DNA integration. Gene Ontology annotation, molecular function: nucleic acid binding. The transcript has a single exon.
AUGGCUAGGCCGCUACACAACCUAGUCAAGAAAGACACGCCCUGGAAAUGGGACACAAAGGAGCAAGAGGCAUUCCAAGGCCUAAAGAACGCCAUCACCAACGCCCCCGUACUCUGCCACGCCGACCCUACCAAACCUUAUUUCCUCGAGACAGAUGCAUCUGGCGCGGCCCUAGGAUCCAUACUCAGUCAACGCCAAGAGGACGGACGCCUACAUCCGCUGGGAUUCCUGUCAGAAUCAUUCAAGGGUGCUGAACAGAAUUAUGACACCCACAAUAAGGAACUCCUGGCCAUCAUCCGAUCAUUCGAAUACUGGCGCAUAUUCUUGGAAGGUACCCUGCACCCCAUAACGGUUUUCACUGAUCACCGGAACCUGGAGUACUGGAAGGAGUCUAGAACCUUCAAUCGCCGCCACGCACGGUGGCACCUCCUCCUUGCCGGUUACAAUUUCCAGAUAGUCUAUUGCCCAGGGAAACAGUCAGGAAAACCAGAUGCCCUCUCACGCCGCUCGGAUCAUGCCGAUGUCCCUCCUGCCGAUCAAACAAUGCUUCCAGACCCUGUAUUCGCCAACGUUGCCCUAGUCACACCAGAAAAGGAAUUACAACGACAGAUUGAGUUGUCCCUGGAUCAGGACGAGUCGCUAGAAGAAAUCCUCCAAUUCUUACAGAACGAGUCCAAGGCACCGCCCUCCAUCAAACGCGCAUUCAAGGAUUACGAGAUGGAGGCGGGGUUACUUUUCUAUCAAGGACGAAUUGUAGUCCCCGACGUUGGAACACUAAGGACAGAUCUACUCCGCAUUUUCCAUGACAGCCCCCUGGCAGGACACCCGGGAAGACAGCGCACUCUGGAAUUGGUGUCAAGAAGUUACUACUGGCCGGGUAUCCGCAGUGACACGUAUUGGCACGUGGACUCCUGUGAAACGUGUCAACGGAUCAGGAAGCCCAGAUACGCGUCCAUUCCACCCCAGCCUCUGGAACUACCGUCUAGACCCUGGCAACAUGUUUCCUACGAUAUGAUUGUGGACCUACCAAAGGACGGGAAUCACGACUCGAUCCUAGUCAUCAUUGAUAGCUUCACUAAGUACGGAAUAUUUGUCAAAUGCUCCAAGAAACUAAAAGCCCCAGAACUGGCGGAAUUAUUCUUGGAACACGUAUGGAAACAACACGGCAUGCCUGAAAAAACAAUUUCGGAUAGAGGGAGGGUGUUCAACAACAGAUUCUUGAAGGCGCUGUACAAACGCCUGGGAAUUGACCCCCACUUCUCCUCGGCGUAUCAUCCCCAGAGCGAUGGCCAAACUGAACGGGUCAACCCGUCCAUCGAACAUUUCCUAAGGGCAUACUCUGGCAUCAACCAACGGGACUGGACAAAAUGGCUGCCCAUGGCGGAGUUUGCAUACAACAACGCCGUACAUAGUAGCACGGGCAAGACCCCUUUCAAGGCCCUGUAUGGCUGGGAACCUACCCUGACCCCAUCAAACGUACCAACAGACGUCCCGGAAGCAGACGACCUGGCCCAAACAAUGGAGGCACAGUGGAUGGAGGUGGAAUCUGCACUCCGGCAGUCCAAACAACGAAUGACAGCCGGAGAAGAUGGGAGCCCAACAGAGUUUGAAGUUGGAGAAGAAGCUUGGCUGGAUGCCAAGAACGUUAACCUUAAAACACUAAGUCCCAAACUAACGGAACAACGUCUGGGACCCUUCAAGGUUAUCGAAAAAAUCUCCGACCGGGCUUAUUGUCUAGAGCUUCCCCCAACCAUGAGGAUCCACAACGUCUUUUAUGUGGGACUCCUAUCUAAGGUCAAAAGGGAUAAAAAACGUAAAUUUGAAAACCGUCCCCCACCAGUCACCGUGGACGGAGAGGAAGAAUACGAGGUCGAGGGAAUCACUGAUGCCGAAGAAAGGAACGGAAAAUGGUUCUUCCGAGUCAAAUGGAAGGGAUACGGGUCCGAAGAAAACACGUGGGAACCCCGAGAAAACCUAAAAAACGCCGAAAAAAUUUUAGAAAAAUACGAAAAAGACAUGAAAAAGAAGGCCCUCGGCGCUGCCAAGGCCCUUAGAGGGGGGGCAGUGUCGUAG